Messenger RNA from Nymphaea colorata (pocket water lily), 2026 nucleotides. RefSeq names its product F-box/kelch-repeat protein At3g27150. The coding region runs from base 481 to 1770 and encodes 429 amino acids. NCBI's taxonomy places the organism in Eukaryota, Viridiplantae, Streptophyta, Magnoliopsida, Nymphaeales, Nymphaeaceae. Gene Ontology annotation, molecular function: protein binding. The transcript is spliced from 3 exons. The record is from RefSeq and is a predicted model, not a curated record.
UUGAGGGAAUCGGUUGAAUGGAAUCCGGGGGGCCAGCCCUCCCAGAGUUCGCUCUCUGUCCCGUUGGACCCUCUUUUCCGGUGGGCCCGGCCGUUAGAGUUGGACUCACACCGGUGUGACGACCCACAACCCCUAAAACUUCGCUUUUGUCACUAGCCGUCACCCUUAGCCGCGCCGGCGCAGCUCCUUAUGGUUUUUCCACUUGCUUGCGUUGGUGGCGGUGGCCGGUGGUGGUGGUCGCGGUGCCGGCACCGGCGGCCGCCUGAGCCUCUCCACGUACAAGCCCCGGCGAACGUUAAAACUGAAUGGUGUCAGUAUGGAUACUAAAAAUGGUGGAUAUUGGGCACCAUUUUAGAGGAUUUGGGCGAGGAGAUGAACUCCAACGGAACUGCUCCAUUUCUUUUAAACAUGGUCUUUGUAAAAUUUGGAGUAUACAAACGUGGGUGGGAGUCAGAGGAGGGGUAGAAGGUGAACUCUAUAAUGUGUUCUGGCAUUGAUCUUCCUGGGCGCAGAUACAAUCUAAGGAGUAAUGGAGUGUCUAGCGACGCAGACUCUGAGCGAGGAUCUGAGGCCCUUGUUCAUUCAUUUUCAUCAAGAACCAGACGGAGACGUGUUAUCACAAAUAAUGUCGGAUCUGACGAACCUUUAGGCCUGCGGCCAGUUAAUCCUAAUAUGGAGGAAGAUACCAUAGACUCUAAUGGUGAACCUCAGGAUGCAGAUUACUCAUACAUUCCCUUGCUCAGUGAUGAGCUUGCACUUUUGAUCCUUGCUAGGAUCCCUAGGUCAGAACAUCCAAAGCUUUGUUGCAUAAACAAGCGAUACAUGGCUCUGGUGAAGAAUGGGGAACUGUCUAAGAUACGAAGGGAGAUCGGAGUUACUGAACCAUUGGUUAUAAUCUUCGCCAGUGGAGAGCAUCAUUGGUGGGAACACUCUCCAAGCUCUGGGCUUUGGAGAAAGCUCCCAGAUUUGCCAUCUGAACCAUCGUUUCAUCUUGCAGACAGGGAAUCCCUAUGUGUUGAUACUCAGCUGCUGAUAUCUGGCCUUGAGAGCAAUGGCAUGUCGGUUUGGAGAUACGAAUUGCUCACAAACAGUUGGCACAAGGGUCCAUCAAUGGCGACUCCGAGAUGCUUAUUUGCAUCAGCAAAUUGUGGAGAUGUUGCCCGUGUUGCUGGUGGGACCAAAAACCGAACAAUCUUGAAUUCAGCUGAGCAAUACAAUCCUAGAACUAAAUCCUGGGAACCCAUGCCCAGCAUGAAACAGCGAAGAAAACUUUGUUCAGGGUGUUUUAUGGACAACAAAUUUUAUGUAGUUGGUGGUGUCAAUGAAGAAGGCAAACUAACCUCUGGUGAAUUCUUUGAUAGAGAGAAAAAAACAUGGCAUCUGAUUCCUGGCAUGAUCAAUGACUUGUCUAGUUCUGAUUGUCAGUCUCCUCCCCUUGUUGCUGUUGUGAACAAUGAGCUGUAUUCCCUUGAAACAACUACAAACAAGCUGAAAGUUUACUUGAAGCAGAGCAAUUCAUGGAAGGACCUAGGCAUGGUCCCUGUGAGAGCAAAUCACAGCAGGGGAUGGGGCGUUGCUUUCAAAUCUCUGGGUGAUAGGCUUCUUGUCAUUGGUGCAGCUUGGAAUGCUGUGGAUCAUCACAGCCAAGGCAUAUCAAUUUUUUCUUGCCAGCCUGAUCCCAAUGCAAGAGAUGCUCACUGGUUUUUUCUUGGGAGGACAGGUAACUUCAUGGGCCCCUUUGUGUUCAACUGUUCUAUCAUGGCUGUGUAGUUCUGGCCAUUUGGUGUUGAAGCUUCUGUUUCCUGUCUGAAUAAAAGCUUGGUGUUCUAUAUACGUGGAAAUUGUGCGAAUUGAAAAGAAAGCCUAUUGCUAUGGGGAAUCAUAUCGUGCAGAAAUUUGAUGAUCUGUUAGUUUGUGCUGUAGUUGAAAGUUACAUUCUGUUCAUAAAACCUUGCAAUUUCUUUGGAUCCUAUAUUCUAUUUCAAAGUCAAAUACUUCUGAUGACCAAGAUUCUUCGGUUGAACUA